Molecule: messenger RNA, 939 nt
Organism: Diutina rugosa
Lineage: Eukaryota; Fungi; Ascomycota; Pichiomycetes; Serinales; Debaryomycetaceae
Gene: MRPS9
Product: mitochondrial 37S ribosomal protein uS9m
Exons: 1
Coding region: 1-939 (312 amino acids)
Biological process (GO): translation
Cellular component (GO): ribosome; mitochondrial small ribosomal subunit
Molecular function (GO): structural constituent of ribosome; RNA binding
Source: RefSeq, a predicted model, not a curated record
AUGUCGUUACGACAGUUUUGUACACGGUUGUGGACUCCCUCUCGAGGGUUCAACCUGGUUAAUCGGUUACGACAGGUUGCACCUGAUCAGGGCCGUGUGCCUAUCCCGGAGCAACUUCGAGACCAAGUUCAGAAAAGUCACGUUCGCAUUGACAUCCCUUCCACUGUUCUGAUGGAACAGCUUCGUGACUGGGAACUCGAGAGAACUCGAGUCGUCCCCACCCUCAAAACUUUUUAUGGGGGCAAUCCGGUGCAUGAGGAGUAUUGCAAUCAGUUGAAUGCACUCAUUCGGAAGUAUUGCGAUUUACCCAUUCGAGCUGCUGACGACGAAUCUACCUAUAAGUUCAUUGGUUUUGAAUCCUACAAAAAGAUGGCAAAUUCCGGCUCCAGAGUCAAAGAAACCCAUCACUCUGAAUUGACGGCAUUGUUGCAUCGCUUAAGAAUGAUUGAUUCUCAGAUGAUGCCUCAAGAAGUCAAGGACGUUCUUGAAAAGUUUUCUGUGAAAACGAAUAUUUUCAAGCAAGUCGAUGACAUUGAACGUACUCUUGACACCCAUGGCAGAGCUUUUGCAGUAGGGAAGAGAAAGCUGGCUACGGCUGAAGUAUGGCUUGUAAGAGGUGAAGGUCAAACUCUCGUCAAUGGGAAGUCCAUUGUUGAGUACUUUCCUCUCGUCGCAGAUCGGAAAAGGAUCGUCUAUCCUUUCCAGGUGGUUACUCAGGAAGGUAACUACAAUAUAUUUGCCAAAGUUCAUGGCGGUGGUACUUCAGCUCAAGCCGAUGCCGUUAUGUAUGGUAUUUCCAAAGCUUUGACCAUUUUCAACCCGUUGUUCAAGCCUAGAUUGAGAAAGGCUGGCUUGAUGACUAGAGAUGCAAGAACUGUCGAGAGAAAGAAGCCUGGUAGAGUUAAGGCCAGAAAGAUGCCUACUUGGGUUAAGCGGUGA